AUGACGUCAGAAGGGGAAGGCGAGGGCCACCAUGCUGUCUUGAAAGAGAUCGAUGAUCGCUUCGAUCAAUUGGAGAUGGCGGUCUCGAUCCUGCCAGAUCUGGAGGAGAGGAUCGAAGCGUUGGAGCGGCUUCUGAAGGCCGGUGGAGCGCUGGUACCGCCCCGAGUGUCCUCGCACUCUGGAGAGCAUCCCAAGGAGCAUCCAAACCAGGCUCUGAGUGACCUUGCCAAUGUUCUUGGUCUAACAGAACCUGAAAUGGAUCUCAAGGACUUCGAAGGAGAGGAGGUGACCUUUGCGUCGCCUUCCCCGGAAGUUCAGAUGGCUCAGCUGGUGGAGGUCGAGGAGUCGAAAGAGGUGCCGAGUGAAGAGCCGGAGGUGCCGAGCGAAGAGCUGGAGGACAACCGAGGCCCCCAGUGGGGCAGCGGACGUAAAAGCCCUGCCAAGAUGGCACCUAAAGGCGACGAAGACGUCACAGAGCCUAUGACCGAGCGGACGGAGGAUUUGCAGUCGGCGGAGCCUUCCAAUAACGAGGUGGUCUUGGAGCCGAAGGUGGUCGCAGGCGACGAGGGCUUUGCAAGUGUGGUAGCGCCGGAAGGCGACCACCUCAGCGCUGACGGUCACGACGGUCACAACGGUCACGGUCACGACGACGAAGCCCCGCGGCCCCGGGAGAACCGGAGGACCCGGAAGUCCAUUGCGGUGGCCGUGGCACGGAGUUCUCAAGUGGACGAGAGCAUCCUCGAUCAGCAUCCUGACCAGAGUACUACACCUUUGGAGAGUCGACCUGGGAUUUGGUGCUGUUCAUCGGCACUGGAGCACUAG
Messenger RNA from Durusdinium trenchii, 822 nucleotides. NCBI's taxonomy places the organism in Eukaryota, Dinophyceae, Suessiales, Symbiodiniaceae. The record is from the annotation of a GenBank genome assembly.